CUUUUUCUUUGCUUCUCUCGUUGCCGUUUCUUUGAAUAUAACACUUCAACCUUUAUAGACUAUAGCCAUGAUCCCCUCGAGCAGCCGCAUAUGUUCACAACAACGUAUACUACUGACGGCUUUAAUAGCCAUCUGCGGCAUAUUUAUAUAUCUAAUGUGGCAUGGAAUGAACUCAGACCGAGACAACGUGCAUCCUAUAAUCACGCAGCUCAUUCCAGCAGGCCAUUGCACAUGCCAGACAUCGACAUCCUUCGAGUGCGCAGACUGCCUCACAUGCCUCGACUCGCAAAAUUCGUCCUCAAACACUGCCUCCCCAAACUGGACGUACGAGUAUGACCGCGACAACAGCAACCUCAGCCUGAACAAAGACCAAUGCAGUCAUUCAUUCCCAGGCCUCUUCCAAGACGUGUACAGGGGCGGCGAAUACUGGAAGCAACGAGGCGGCGUGACCUACGCCGACCUCGAAGCAACGCCUCUGGAAAAAGGCAUGGCUCGCGCCAUCAUACACAACGGGGAAUUAUACGUCGUCGCCGUCCGCGCCGGAGGUGAAGACCACCGGCGCAAAAUCGUCGCCACUCUCUCCGCCAUGUACCGUGCUCUGGCUGCCUCACCGGAUCGCUCCACAACCCCCAACAUUGAGUUCAUUUUCUCCGUGGAGGACCGUGUGGACGAUGUGAAUGCCAAUGGCCAUCCCGUGUGGGUGUUUUCGAGGAAGGCCUCUGAGGAGUCGGUGUGGCUGAUGCCGGAUUUUGGCUUUUGGUCUUGGGGUCACUUGAGCAAUGACAUUGGGCCCUAUACCCAGGCUGUUGAUAAGAUUCGGGCUACCGAGGCCGAGGGGUCGUUUGUGGACAAGGAGAAGAAGCUUGUCUGGCGGGGCAAACUGAGCUUCGCGCCUAAGUUGCGUCGUGCGUUGCUGGAUAUUGCUCGGAAUCAGGUAUGGGGCGAUGUGAAGGAGGUGGAUUGGAGUCGGAAGGCAAAUUUUCUUCCGAUGGAGGAACAUUGCCGGUAUAUGUUUAUCGCACAUGUUGAGGGACGCGCAUAUUCCGCAUCCCUCAAAUACCGCCAGGCCUGCCGUUCAGUCAUCGUUGCCCACAAGCUUCAAUAUAUUGAACAUCACCACUACCUUCUCGUACCAUCAGGGCCGCACCAAAACUACGUGGAAGUCGAAAGAGACUUCUCCGACUUGCCAAAGGCGAUGGACCAUCUCUUGCAGAACCCCGAUAAAGCACGAGAAAUCGCCGACAACAAUGUAAAGACGUUCCGUGAGCGGUAUCUAACCCAGGCUGCUGAGGCAUGUUACUGGAGGGCGCUGUGGGAUGGCUGGGCAGAGGCCACGGCGAAUAUGGAACAGCCUUCGGUCCCUGUCUACCAAAGGGGCUUACGCUACGAGUCUUUCCUGCUGCUGGACAGUAGGGAUAUGCUUCAGUUUUCGUUUGCUCCUGAUCAGUAA
Aspergillus campestris IBT 28561 is the source of this 1450-nucleotide messenger RNA. RefSeq lists its product as uncharacterized. The record is from RefSeq and is a predicted model, not a curated record. NCBI's taxonomy places the organism in Eukaryota, Fungi, Ascomycota, Eurotiomycetes, Eurotiales, Aspergillaceae. The transcript is spliced from 2 exons. The coding region runs from base 68 to 1450 and encodes 460 amino acids.